GACAAAAAUUCACCUUCUAAAUACAUACACCUUGCUUUUAACCUAAAUCUUGUUGGCGUCUCACAUCAUGUAGCAUGGCUUUUAUAUAACUUGAUCACAAUAGGAAAACAAAUUUAAAUCCGUGCUGACUCAGUUUUAUCAACAAUGUUUAUAUUUAUCGAAUUCUGGUUUUUUACAAACAUUGAAUGCAUGGCAAUCGUUUUUAGCGAUAGCGACCAUAUUUGUGAGAAGCAGCAUUCUCUUUGAGGCGAAUGUGUAGACGAGACCAGUGUUUUGCGAGCGACUUCGCCAUCACAAGCGUCAAGUAGCAGAAGUGCUCUUUAAAGCUUUUACUGGCUUAAAGCAUUGAUCCAGUGGCCGGCUUUAGUUUGCAGUGCAGGAGCUAACGAACAGCAAACGAACUGGACAUGGCGCAAACGAGACUUUCGAUGAUUAUCUGCUGUGUAGCUAUUUGUUUGCUGAAUGCUCACAAAGUCCAUAGUGAAAAAUUACCGAUCGUUCUAUGGCAUGGAAUGGGGGAUACUUGCUGUUUUCCGUUCAGUUUAGGUGGUGUUAGAAAAUUUCUCGAAUCAGAAAUCGGAGUUUAUGUAAAGUCUGUGGAAAUUGGCAACUCUAUUGCUGAAGAUUUUAAAAGUGGCUAUUUGGUUCAUCCAAAUCAACAGAUAGAAAUGGUUUGUGCAGAGCUGAGCAACGAUGCCAAGCUAAACAAUGGAUUUAAUGCUAUUGGAUUUUCGCAAGGAGGUCAGUUCCUACGUGGACUCGUGCAAAGAUGUCCAACCGUACGGAUCAACAAUUUGAUUACUCUUGGUGGUCAGCAUCAAGGCGUGUUUGGUUUGCCAAAUUGUCCGUCAUUAAGUAGCCGAACGUGUGAGCGUUUCCGGCAGCUUCUGAACUAUGCCGCCUAUACGGAGUUGAUGCAAAAUUUCCUUGUUCAAGCAACCUAUUGGCAUGAUCCGCUGAAUGAAGAGAAAUACAAAAACUCCAGCUCGUUUUUGGCGGAUAUUAAUAACGAACGAUUCAUCAACCAAAGUUAUGUGGAAAAUUUACAAAAACUAAACAAAUUUAUCAUGGUUCAGUUUAACAAGGAUACCAUUGUUCAACCAUUAGAAUCGCAAUGGUUUGGUUAUUACAAACCUGGACAGGAUAAAGAAACACAGGGUCUUAAGGAAACUGAACUGUUUAUCGAGGAUCGACUAGGUCUGAAGAAGAUGGACAACGAAAACAAACUUGUUUUUCUUCAGUGCGAAGGCAAUCAUCUGCAGUUCACAAAGGAAUGGUUGCGAGAAAAUUUGUUUAUUUAUUUAACGUAGAUGAAGAAUGAAGUUAUUGUGAUGAACUGAAGUCGAGAGAAAUCAUAAGGUGGCAUUAAAUUCAUGUAGCUGUUAAUACACCUGUAAAACUCAAUAUCACAUGGAAUGUUUGGUAAUAUUAUUCAUAGUUGAUUGCUACUGUUCGCAAGCGUGUUAUCAGCCAAACUAAAUAAAUCUUCCUUGAAUUUUGCCUAGUCAGUUUAA
Messenger RNA from Anopheles stephensi (Asian malaria mosquito), 1514 nucleotides. RefSeq names its product palmitoyl-protein thioesterase 1 (gene Ppt1). NCBI's taxonomy places the organism in Eukaryota, Metazoa, Arthropoda, Insecta, Diptera, Culicidae. Gene Ontology annotation, biological process: receptor-mediated endocytosis; protein depalmitoylation. The record is from RefSeq and is a predicted model, not a curated record. Gene Ontology annotation, molecular function: palmitoyl-(protein) hydrolase activity. Bases 408 to 1310 code for a protein of 300 amino acids. Gene Ontology annotation, cellular component: lysosome. The transcript has 6 exons.